GCGCUGCGGGGGCUGAGGCGGCCAUGGCGGAGCGGCGGAGCGCGGCGGGCGAGGGCCUGGCCCGGCUCUCCGAGUGGGCCGACGGGCACCUGGGCCUCCUGCGGAACCUCAGCGCCGGGCUGGCGGCGGCCGGGCUGCUGGUGCUGGCCAGGAGCGUCCGCCUGACAACGAAGUUCACAAAUGCUUUGGAUAUACCCGUGGAGUUUAUUGAAAAGAAUGUCAAAUUGCGGGGAAAAAUCCAUCACGUAACGGAGAAAGGUCUGCAAGUUGAACACAUUCCCAUUAGCAUUCCUAUCAUUACAUCAAUACAGAGGAAAUGGCAAUCAAAAGGUCUUUUGCUGGUAAGACUUGCUGGAGUGGAGCUGGCUCCAAGUGGCAUGGUCUGGUUACAGAAAGAGGUGAAACCCUCGCAAAUGGUAUGGUUCCAGCUUCUUGGAAGGGAGGACUUGGCACUCGAAUGCCGUGUUUUAGUAAAUAAGGGUCGCUUUCUCAGCGUGUGCUUAAAUGAGGAGGUCUUGAGACAAGGGCUCGGCAGAACAGCACGCAUCGAAGGACUACAUCAUCAUUCUCGCCUCUACUGGAAACUUCACAAAAGACUGCUUCGGGCGGAGUUAAAGGCCUUGAAGAAAAAUAAAGGUAUAUGGCAAGAAGAAAGCUUCUCUGAAAGAGUUAGAGACCGUAUAAGCAACAAUAAAUGCGUACAGACAUUGAAACAGUUUGUGAACUGGUUAAGAAGUUAUAUUUAAAGGCAGAACGGGAGACUUGUCUAGAGGGAGGCCACGUAUCUGUGUUACAUGCUUUAUGGAAAAUAUCAAUUUGUGAUAAAAAGUGCCGUAACUUGUGAGUUCCUUGUCUUGAACAGAAAAGCCGUAAAGUUACCCAGUGCCAUAUUAUAUAACCUAUGUGGGACUGAAGUUUAGUUGUAUUAUGCAGGACGAAAAUUGAAGCGUCCUUAAGCUAAAAUUUUCUCCAGCAGUGUCCCAAAUCAGUUGUGCCGUUUUCCACCUGCUAAAUACCUACAGAUGCGUUAACUGAAGUGAGAACAGUCGGCAGCUGCUUUUAAGAGGUGCAAAGUAUCCAUCCAAAGUGCACCACCUUAAUGCUUAGCUGUUGCAGGUCAUUACUAGGUAACUGGCGUUGGCUAGAAAACUCCAUUUCAGAGCUUGAGAAAGCUUGUAGCACGUGUUUACCUGCUUGUUUGAAUUCCUGUACUACAUUUGUGCAUAAUUUGUGUGUGAAAAAAUCGUUCAUCUUGAAUAACGGGUUGCAUUAUUACCAGAAUAAAAGGUAAUUUGUUGUGGUUGAUCUUAAAAAGCUGAUAGGGUCAUAACCACUAACAUAUAAAAAUAAAAAAUUAGUUGGUAUAUUAAAGAAUGGAAACUACUAUGCUAGUAAUGCCAAUUUGUAAAACACAAAAUUAACAUGAAAGAGUUUUGCAAGUUAUAUCAGAGGAAAAAACUAAUCUGUUUUCUUCUGAUGGUUCUAAAAGUAUCUAAAACCAGAUGAAGAUAAACUUAAAUAGGAAAUAUAAAAAAUGGACCACAGAGUGCUUUAUUUUUGAAAGAGGUGUUAUGUAGAUGUGAAGUAUAUUUUUUGUAAAUAUUCUCAGAAUAAAGAUUGAUUUCUUAAGUUCA
This is a messenger RNA of Cygnus atratus (black swan), 1634 nucleotides long. RefSeq names its product chromosome 9 C3orf33 homolog (gene MISO1). NCBI's taxonomy places the organism in Eukaryota, Metazoa, Chordata, Aves, Anseriformes, Anatidae. The record is from RefSeq and is a predicted model, not a curated record. The transcript is spliced from 5 exons. The coding region runs from base 24 to 746 and encodes 240 amino acids.